AUGUCUAUAAGGGACGAAAUAACAAUUACUUAUGCGGAGGAACUUGAUACAAUAAAGGUUGCGGGCAAAACAUUUGCUUCACCUGUGGUAAAAGGGAAGAAGAAAAAAUUGAGUGACGGGAGGACGGAACAGACUGUUGUGGCAAUAAAAGAUAAGAGCGAGAGUAAAACGGUGCGAGAUUAUGGGGCGUUCCUGGGUAGACAAAAAGGAGUAGAAAACAUUCCGCUUGAAAAGGCUCCAUCAAAUUACUGGAAUCGGUUAAGCAGAAAAGAUAAGCCGAUUUUUCAUAAAAUUGUUGGGUUAAAUGAUAAAAUUACUAUUGCUGAACAUAAGAGCAAUCAAGAAAAUCCUGAAAAACAAGUGGAAAAUAAACCAACUGGCAAUUCUAACUCUCAACCAAAAGAACUAAACGAUAAAACUCUACUUCAAUACUUUCAACAAAAAAAUAUUAAAUCAAUUAAGAUUGAGAAUGAAAAGUUGAUAAUUAAAUACAAUGGUUCUCAAACUGAAACCAAAGACAUAAAUAAUCUAGAAUUAGAGCAAAUAAAAUCUUUUGCCGAAAAAAUAGGAAAAAAUGAACUAUCUUUGGCAGAUUUAGAGCAAAAAAAUAAUCAGUCUAAUACUCCCGACAAAUCCAAUAAAGGAAUUUAUAUUAGUUUAGCAAUUGGAGGAGCAUUAGCCAUAGCAAUUAUUGCCUACUUCUUACUUAGAAAUAAAAAAGAAAAAUAA
Ambispora leptoticha is the source of this 729-nucleotide messenger RNA. The record is from the annotation of a GenBank genome assembly. NCBI's taxonomy places the organism in Eukaryota, Fungi, Glomeromycota, Glomeromycetes, Archaeosporales, Ambisporaceae.